Molecule: messenger RNA, 171 nt
Organism: Funneliformis mosseae
Lineage: Eukaryota; Fungi; Glomeromycota; Glomeromycetes; Glomerales; Glomeraceae
Source: the annotation of a GenBank genome assembly
GGGAAUACUAUUGCUGGAGGAUACUGUAUGCAGCGCUAUACGAAAGAAGAAGGUUUGAAAUUAUAUUAUAAAGGGUUAGAUGCUAUUUCAGAUAUGGUGAAGAAAAAGAUAGAGAAAAAACUUACCAAUUAUGAUCCUAAUAACAUUGAUAAUUUGCUUGAAGCGCUAUAA